CGUGGCAUCAUUGUGUGUGUGCCUCAUUGAGAAACGCAUGCGCGCGCGGCUGGGUGGGUGUCGGUCUAUUUUCGAGGGGCGCCGGUAUUUAAAGUCACAGCUCGCGCUCGGUCUCUGUUUAGGGGGACAUGACCUCGGAACAUGGCCAAGAUCAUCUCGCCGUAAAGGUGUGGAGAGAGGCUGAAACGGACUUUUGGACCAGCCACUGCGGAUUUAGACGUUAGGAGAAACCACUGGGACGAAGGGGACGUAGCUCCAGUUCCUGGGGCGCACCGGCGCGCCGCACACGAGACUCUUGCGGCGGCAGUUCGCGUGGCAAAAUUGCGAGGCUCGGCUUAUACUCGAAACAGGGAUAGAGGGGAGGGAUCCAGAGAGAGGGGGGAAAGGAGGCUAUUCUUCUUCCUGCUUUGCCCGCAAGAAACGUAGAGUGUGGCGGACUACAUACACUCUACUGGCCGCGCCCUGCUGGAGAGACAGUGCCGGUUCCGUUUGGAGAGAUUUCCAGGUCCUCAGCCACUUACCCUUUUUCUCUUCUCUGUUGCGCGUCCUCCGCUUCGUCUUCGUCAAAAAUGUCUCUUCAACUGCAGAAGCGCCUGGCGGCGUCCAUUCUCAAAUGCGGCCGCCGCCGCGUUUGGAUGGACCCGAACGAAGCGAGCGACAUUUCGAUGGCCAACUCGCGCUUCAGCAUCCGCAAGUUGGUCAAGGACAACUUGAUUAUCCGCAAGGCCGUCGCCGUCCACUCGCGCUACCGCGUGCGUCUGUACCACGAGGCCAAGAGAGCAGGUCGACACAUGGGCAAGGGAAAGAGAAAGGGUACUCGAGAGGCAAGACUCCCCGCUAAGGUUCUCUGGAUGAGACGCCAGCGUGUGCUCAGAAGGCUCCUCAAGAAGUACAGGGACAGCAAGAAGAUCGACAAGCACAUGUACCACAGCAUGUACAUGCGUUGCAAGGGUAACCAGUUCAAGAACAAGCGUGUGCUUAUCGAGGCGAUCCACAACGAGAAGAACUUGAAGCUGAAGGAGAAGGCCCUCCAGGAGCAGCUCGAGGCUCGCAAGUCAAAGGCUGCGGCGCAGAAGGAGAAGAGAAGAAUGAAGGAGUUGAAGAAGGAAGCCGACUCGCCUGCGUCUGCGUAAAGGAGCCAAGUGUCUUCUGGAUUGGCGAACUCUCGCUGUUGCAAACCGCUCUUCUCUCUCUUCGAACUCCGCGUGUCGCGUAGAGACUUCACGUUUGUGAAGUGCCUCUCUGUCUGUGUGCAUGUGGAGACUCUUCGGUUACGACCUCUCUUACGUUACAAUCUCGUUCGCUUCCCGGCGCACUGCUGCGACCCGCAACUCAGGAUACACCGCAUAGCGUAGCGAGAAAGAACUGAGCUGUCGCAGUCUCCGAAUCGCUGCCUCGCAAUUUCGAUCGCGACGGCAGUCAGUUCCCAGGAACGGAACAAGAUCCACCAGUUUCCGUAUAUUUUUAUAGAGGUCUGUGUGAACAGAUACAGAUGUGUCAUGCACCGA
Molecule: messenger RNA, 1508 nt
Organism: Toxoplasma gondii ME49
Lineage: Eukaryota; Apicomplexa; Conoidasida; Eucoccidiorida; Sarcocystidae
Gene: RPL19
Product: ribosomal protein RPL19
Exons: 4
Coding region: 570-1133 (187 amino acids)
Biological process (GO): translation
Cellular component (GO): cytosolic large ribosomal subunit; ribosome
Molecular function (GO): RNA binding; structural constituent of ribosome
Source: RefSeq, a predicted model, not a curated record